UAUAACUGUCGUGGUGGAACCUAUCUAUUGUAUGUCUGUGCAAGUAUUUUACAUUGACUUUUAAAAUCGCACAAGUGAAACAAUCUCUGUACUUAAUAUUAUUUUAGACGAAUUAUGAACAAUUUAGAUUAUUGACCUACUUUAAUAACGUGAAACAUGGAGUUUUACAGAUGGUUACUACUAGGGACGAUUUGUAUAGGCUUUAUAGUUGUUUAUGUGUACAUCGUUCAUGGUGGAAUCUAUUUUGGUUUUGAGUUUAUAAAGCCAAUGGUUGACAUCGACUUAAAUACAUCAAAUAUUUUCAAAGAGAGACAAAGUCAAAGCUCUGCCCCUGCGAUGCCAGCAUUUGUGAAGGUUUCUGGAACAAAGGCUUACCUUCUAUCUGCAGUUUUCAAGUCAAAAUUAGACGAGAAUAAUAGAACAGGUUUAAAAGGAGUCAGAAAUGGUAUUGUUGUAACAGGAUGGUAUGCACCUGUAAACAGUAAACCUAGGUACGGGCCACUCUCUUGUUGUUUUUAUCACGAGAAUGGUGGCAUUUCUUCGGGACCAGCAGAACGUCGGAACAGUUUUAAAGAAUCCGAAAGAGAUUUGUUCGAUGUUUUACAGUGCGUGUGUCCCAUUCAGGAUUCCAAUAAGGGCCCUGUGACAAAAGUUUCGAUUGUUGAGGUCGACGACGUUUGUACUAACAAUACUGAUCACUAUAUAGAUGCAGAAAAUAUUCCAAAUCGGAAAAUAAAUGGGACAGCACUAUGUGCGAAAAUCAUGUAUGGAUCAUUAGAUGCUGGAUUUCUGAUAGAAUAGUUUGAAGCUCAGCGGCUGCUUGGGAUUAAUAAGAUAUUCUGUUAUAUACACCGUGACUUGAACGCAGAAGCAAAGGAAGUCAUAAAGUAUUACAAAAAAAAAGAACUUUGCUAAAGCUAUUCCUUUUGAUGUUCCAG
Molecule: messenger RNA, 938 nt
Organism: Mercenaria mercenaria
Lineage: Eukaryota; Metazoa; Mollusca; Bivalvia; Venerida; Veneridae
Exons: 2
Coding region: 157-801 (214 amino acids)
Source: RefSeq, a predicted model, not a curated record